CCAGAUCAAACAGGAGCCCGUGGACUUCCACCCAGGUUCCGUGUACGACCUCCCAGUGCCACCCAUCCAGCCACCACCACCUGCCAAACCAAAGAGGACCAGGAAGAGAAAAGCUGAUGUGGCGGGGAAUGGGGACCAUGGCGGGAAACCACCGGCCAAGACGAAGGUGAAACAAGAGAAGCUUACCGGUCCGGACGGUAUGCCGGUCAAGAAGAAGCGAGACCGGUUUAACGGCAUGCCGGAGGAGGAGGUGAUAGCGCGCGGAUUACCGGAUCAUCUGGCUCCUAAUCUCGACAUCGUCAUCGUUGGUAUCAACCCAGGCCUGAUGGCGGCGUAUGUGGGCCAUCAUUAUGCUGGGCCAGGAAAUCAUUUCUGGAAAUGUUUGUAUCUCUCUGGCCUGAUCCCUGAACCCAUGACGGCGUAUGACGAUUAUAAACUGAUGAAAUGUGGCAUCGGAUUUACGAACAUUGUGGCCAGGACGACCAAGGGUAGUGCGGACUUGACGAGAAAAGAGAUCAAGGAGGGUGGAGAAAUACUCAUUGAGAAACUACGCGAAUAUAAACCAAAAAUAGCUGUUUUCAAUGGAAAAGGCAUUUAUGAAGUUUUCUGUGGCCACAAGAACUUCUAUAUCGGCAAGCAACCAGAACCACUUCCAGGCACUGAUAUAGUUGUGUACGUUAUGCCUUCCUCCAGCGCCCGAUGCUCACAGUUGCCUCGCGCCGUCGACAAGGUGCCUUUCUACGCGUCUUUGAAGAAGCUCAGGGACUACCUCCGCGGCGAUGUGGACACCCUCGACGAAUCCGAAGUCUGCUUCCCCGACCUUGAACUCAAGGUCAAGGUCAAAGCGGAGAAACAGGAACCAGUCGAUAACGGUGACAAUGCUACUCAGAACAAUCAGUCAGUGCCUCAUGGGAACUUUAAUAACAUGCCGAUGGUAAAAGCGGAGUCUGGAUACGACCAACAGUGUUUCGGUAUGAUGCCACAACAUCAUCCGAAUAAUGCUCAUCAUAUGGGAAUGCCACCUCAGAACUAUCAAUUCCCGCCACAACAGAAUCAUUUCGGUCAGCAGGGUCAACAUUGUAUGCCUGGCGGGAAAGAUGGUGGACCGUCGUGUACGGAGCUUAUGCCCAUGCGGCCAAUCAAACAGGAGCCUGGACAGAAUUACUGUAAUCAAACUGUACGCUCUGUGAUGAGUUCGGAAGGGAGUUUCCCGUCUGUUACGAGUCCACUGUUGUAUCAAAUGGCCAACAUGGCGCCACCAUAUCCUUACAACUUCGACCAGAACCCACCGCCGUUCUCCCAGGCGCCGAGCAACGCAUCGAACACAUAUCCUUCCUCAAGUCAGUCUUGCCAACCGCAGAAUUCAGCCUUCCUGACAUUCGGGCAGAAUUCGUCACAAGAUGGACAUUAUCCCGGCAUGCCUGUGGCUCCUGCUGCAGUCCCUGGCCCACCUCAGCCUAACCAAGGAUACAAUCAUAGCUCCCCCUCCAACGAGAUGGGUCAGGCGUUCGUCAAUCUCAAUCAGAAUUAUCACCCACCGCAAGGAAGUCCUCAGAGUUCGGGUUACAAUGCUACCCCACCUCCCCCACAGGGUAGUCCUAAUGCGAAUAGCAUGGGUCACAGCCCGAACAGAGGUCGUAGCCCGGGACCUGGCGGAUACAUGCAGAAUAACAUGUAUACUUCGGGCCAGGCGUCUAAUCCCAAUGGCUUACAAAAUGCUGCGGAAAACGUCGGUCACAGCCCUCGAUCUCAGAGCCCACGAUACAUAGGGAGCCCGGCUAAUAGCGGUAACGCUGCUAUGGGCGCGGGAAGCUACCCGCCGUGUUAGCUGUCUAGACGUAGGAGGUGUUGUCAAACAUUCCUCGAUGUCGUCUCGACCAUUGGUCAUCGCAUGGUGAAAAUGCGAGUUUGACUUUGACUAUCCAGGUGAAAUGUGGCUUUAGAAUUUUAGGGAAAAUGUGGAGUUAGUCAUUGAAUUGGGAGUGUAACCAGCAGUAUUCAUCUGGCCUAUCACCCCAUACAUCCUUAUGAGCACUGAGCCUACAUGUAAGGAUAGUAUUUCAUAUUUACCAGGUUCUCUCCAGGCAUGUAAAAUUGGUCUGCUUGAUUGUUUAAGCACUGCUUGGACACUGCAAGCAACUGAGGGGAGUUUAUAAAUAGAAUUUCUAAUCAAGUAGAGAGUUCUGCUAAUUGCAGAUUUGCAGGUAUAGUUCAGAUGUAUACUGCCACUCAUUAACUGCUGGUGUAACUUGUAACGAGUUUUGUGAUUGGACGUUGUGAGAUGAUUUCUAUUGAUUGCUAGUCAGUGUUUGGCCGUGACCAAUCACAGCACUUGUUACAUUUAUUCAAAUUAAGAAAGAUAAUGCUACUUCUUCUCUCAGCCGCUUGGUUUUUGACACCUGGAUGGCCAAAAUUUCAUGAUAUGGUACAUGAAUGUUGUUAUGGACCCUCAUGAUGAGUUGUAAUUCAACUUCCACUUGUUUUCACCAAAGUUGUUAGCUGCAGUCUGGGGCACACAUCUAGCGAUACAGAAUCUCAGGGUGCUUUUUCUUAAGCGAACUUUUGAAAUAGUGCCAGAUGAAUUUGGUCUCUUCUUACUUGACGAUAUACUGAGCAUGAGCCUGUACUGAGUCUGAGCCAGUACUGAGCAUGAGCCAGUACCAAGCAUGAGCCGGUACUGAGCAUGAGCCAGUAUCAAGCAUGAGCUAGUACAGAGCAUUAGCCGGUACUGAGCCUGAGCCAGUAUCAAGCAUGAGCUAGUACAGAGCAUGAGCCGGUACUGAGCCUGAGCCAGUAUUGAGCAUGAGCUAGUACAGAGCAUGAGCCGGUACUGAGCAUGAGCCAGUAUCGAGCAUGAGCUAGUACAGAGCAUGAGCCGGUACUGAGCAUGAGCCAGUAUCGAGCAUGAGCUAGUACAGGGCAUGAACCGGUACUGAGCAUGAGCUAGUAUUGAAAAAGGCCGGUAAUGAGCAUUUUUUUGCUGGGAACUUUUAUAUUGCUUUGAAUUUCUGAAAAAUUAGGAUGUCUGAUUUUUAUGAGCCUGGAUUUUCUACUGAAUUGCGGAAUUCCGUAGAGUAAAAAUAUUUGGAGAAAAUUUGUCGGAGUAAAAAAAUCAUGCAUCAGUUUGAAUGCUUCCUAUGCUGGGUGAUGAAUCCUGGCAGUUUUGAAAGUAUUAACUAAUAAUUAUUACUAAUUGGUGAUGGAUAAUCAACUUAACCGCGUGCCUUUUUGAUGUCGGAGAAAAUGCCGACAAAAUUUGAGCUUCUGAGGCUUGUAUUCAUUGAUUUUUUUGUCAGUUGUUCGAUGGAAUUUUUCACUGCAAGUUUGGAAACUGAACUUCUGUUUUAAGGGAAUCUACAGUACUGUCUGUCGCGUAUUCAGGUACCUCUCUCUAUGGACCUAGGUGGUUGAUUGUGUACCUGUACCAGUACUGUUUGGAAUUGUACUGUAACCCCGAAAUAUUUGCGUGCCUUUUAAUUUCGCGUUUAAAGAUAAUUGCAAAAUCUAAACCAUGAAAAAAACAUCUCAUUGGAAUUAUGGUUACAGGAUUGUCAAAGCGCUCAAUUAAGUACAUGUACGCAAAAUUUGCAAUUUGACAAAACCACAAAAUAAAUGACAAAGAAUAUUUCUGGGUUAACAGUAUUCUGCUCGGGCGCUGCGAUGAGAAUUCAUUUGUCGAAAAGUAGCGUCCUUGGUAUUUAGUUGUUGUGUGUUUCCGGGUCGAACAGUGAUUCUGUGUCGUGUCCGUUCAUUUUAGAUGACAUGCUAGAAUUUUAUAUAACUGUUGUACGAUCUUAUACAUAAUUAUUAUACAUAGCGCGGUCAGAAUGUUUAGUCUCCAAGUUUUACAGCAGUUGUAAAUAUUUCUUCUUUCGAUUUUAUUUAUUGGUGAACUUUGACGCAGGAAUGUCUAAUUUUUUGGCGCAUCUGUGUUUUGCAUGACCUACCACUUUUUUGUUGGGAAAUGUGUCAAAAAUCCAAUAAUUUGAGAGGAGGUUCUACAACAGUCUAGCUAAGGGUGCUAUCUUUUACAGGUUUUCACUUUGAAACCUUGAAAAAGCAAUACAUUCGUGUAACAACACAUCAUGAAUGCCACAGCUUCUUUUCUGUGGCCGUUAGUUUAACGCGUGAUAUUUGCAAGCGCUUUUGGUUGCAGAAAUGUUAUCAUGAAAUGCACAGGGUUGAUGUAAACUUUAUGAUUGAUUUUUUUAUCUGAGGCUACUUCUACUGCUUUGGAAUAGAUCUCAUAAAAAAAUAACUUGAGAGGCAGAAAAACGGCCUACUGGUGCAUUUUCUCGCCAGGUUUGACCCAAAAAAAACCAAAUCGACUGAAACUUUAAAUUCUGAGCUCAGUGUUGAACUCUUUUUUUUCUCCAAAUUUGCUGAAAAGCCAAUCAAAUGUUCUUCUUCUUUUUGAGAUGCGUGCUAGACACUCAGUCCGUUUUUGGUAAUGAAGUCAGCUGUCCUAGAGAGUUCCACCACAGAGCCCAAGAGCUUUGUGGUCAGGGUGGUGUACUUCGGCCAGUCUUCCUCUCUAUUCCUCGUAAGGGAGAAGGUCUGAAGCCACAGAGCCCAAGAGCCUUGUGGUCAGUGUGGUGUCCUUUUGCCAGUAUUCCUCUCUAUUCUUCAUUGGGGAACAGGUCUGGCGCGCAUGAGCUAAAGUCUGAUCUCCAACUCCACAUGAUUCUGUCUGUCAUGCUAUGAGUUUCCCCUACUAUCAUGCAAAAGGCAGCAUCAUGAACCAUUCAAGGUUCCCACAGAAUCCUCACAACGUCACGAUGGCCACGUGGAGCACCGAUUUUGCCGUAUGGUGUGAUCUUGGGGCAGUUCUCAUUUCGACUGUCACUAGGAACCUAAGUUGAUUUAGUAGUAUGUGAUUAUUUUAACAUGUUUUAUUCAUUUUGUUAGUCAUGUGCGUUAUAUGCGUUAUAUUUAGCAUUUUGCGAAUUAUGUAUACACUCUUAUUUUGCUCAGGACGAAGUAUGCGUUUUGUUUCGAGUGUGGAUCCUGUCUUUGUGAAUUGGUUGUGUUUUGUUUUGCUCUGUUUGGCACCUCUCCACUGCCAAUUUGUUUACUAUUAGAUUAAUUAGCAUAUUAAUGAACUAAUUCACAUUAUUUAUGAUAAUUAGUGGAUGUACUAAGUGUAUUGAUAUUGCAGUAAAUAUGUCUUGUAUAUUCUGGCAUUUGAAGAAAACAUUGGAAAGAUUUUUAUUUUGAUAGUUCUUUUUCAAUGAGAAGUAUUGGGCAUGUUGUAAUGUAUUCUUGGAUUGACAACACUGGACUCUUCGACAAAUCAUUUGUCAGUACACUGCACUGCGUAUAGUUUUCAGCGCUGUGCUGUACGACCAAUUUAGGGGGAUAGGGGGGGGGGGGGUUACAUGGUAUACAUUGACCACUGCAUUAGGUAAGCAGAAUAUUUCUCUAAUCGCAUGCACCUGUACUCAGUUCGGACCAAAGUGACUGAACCCUUGGUUUUAAGGUCAUGAAGUGGAUGGUCCAGCAAAAUGACAAAUAUGAUUUGUAUGACUAUGAUUCGGAGGUCAUGAUUCUAAGGUCAUUAUAAAGUGGAUGGUCCAGCAAAAUGUAUGACCAUGAUUUAGAGGUCAUGAUUCUAAGGUCAUUAUGAAGUGGAUGACCUAGCAAAACAAUAGAAAUUUAUUGUUGGACCAUGAUUCUAAGGUCGUAAAGUGGAUGGCCCAGCAAAAUGUAUUGUUUGACCAUGAGUAAAGACAUCUAUGUGCAGUUCUCUUGAACCUUUAAUAGGAAAUGCAUGUAUAGAAAGAAAAAUGUAGUGAAAAACUCCCAGAAAUAAAAAUCUGCAUUUUGUAAUGUG
This is a messenger RNA of Lineus longissimus, 5833 nucleotides long. RefSeq names its product G/T mismatch-specific thymine DNA glycosylase-like. Bases 200 to 1828 code for a protein of 542 amino acids. Gene Ontology annotation, biological process: base-excision repair, AP site formation. The transcript has 5 exons. The record is from RefSeq and is a predicted model, not a curated record. Gene Ontology annotation, cellular component: nucleus. NCBI's taxonomy places the organism in Eukaryota, Metazoa, Nemertea, Pilidiophora, Heteronemertea, Lineidae. Gene Ontology annotation, molecular function: pyrimidine-specific mismatch base pair DNA N-glycosylase activity; uracil DNA N-glycosylase activity.